Molecule: messenger RNA, 2736 nt
Organism: Diaporthe amygdali
Lineage: Eukaryota; Fungi; Ascomycota; Sordariomycetes; Diaporthales; Diaporthaceae
Product: cytochrome p450
Exons: 8
Coding region: 1-2736 (911 amino acids)
Biological process (GO): proteolysis
Molecular function (GO): oxidoreductase activity, acting on paired donors, with incorporation or reduction of molecular oxygen; iron ion binding; metallodipeptidase activity
Source: RefSeq, a predicted model, not a curated record
AUGGAUAGACUACCCACUCACGCAUCCGGCGCAACGAUUUGGGCAUUAGCAGCGCUGCUGAUAUUCAGUGUUCUGCGAUGUUUCUACAAUGUCUUCCUGCAUCCGCUCCGGAACUUCCCCGGUCCGCUCAAAAACCGUGCCUCCGGUCUCCCUAACGUGGUCUCUAUGCUACGUGGCAAGUGGACCGCCGAACUUCUCCCCCUGGUAGAGAAAUACGGCCCCGUCGUGCGCAUCAGGCCCGACGAGCUCUUGUUUACUCACCCAGAUGCCUGGAAGGACAUUUAUUCGCAUCAAAACGGAGCAGUUGUCAAGGGGGAAGAGUUCGGCAAGUUCGAACUCUUUUACCAGACCCGAGGCGUCACACCCUCCCUGUUAGGGGAGACUCGCGGCAAUCAUGCGCUCAUCCGGCGGCAGCUCAGCCAUGGCUUUAGUGACAGGACUCUCCGGGACCAGGAGUCAAUUGUCAAGGGAUAUGUUGACUUGUUAAUUCAGCAGCUGCGGGAGCGUUGUAUACCGGUCAACAAGACUGAUAGUGAGAAGGAGAAGCUGUUGCCGUCGAAAACAGCUUUCGACUUGCGCCACUGGUACAACUUCACGACCUUUGACAUAAUCGGCGACAUGGCUUUUGGCGAGCCAUUUGGCAGUCUCGAGACAGGCCAAGAAAGCGAACUGGUCAAGAACAUCGAGAGAGGACUAGCAUCGCAGCCGAUUGGAACAGCCAUGAAGCUCCUCGGCCUGGGACGAAUGAUAUCGUGGAUAGCUGGACGCAAUUCGAAAUUCCGCAGAAUCAACGGGCAGAAGACAGCCGAGAAAUUGAGGAGGAGAAUGGGCCUCAACGUCGAGCGUCCAGACCUCAUCGAACCUUUGUUGCGUAAGCAGGAGGAGUUGAACAUGCCGUUCGAGCGCCUGAGAGCCAACGCAGGGCUCCUUGUCAUUGCGGGGUCAGAAACAACGGCAACUCUUCUCUCUGGAGUCACCUACUUGCUUCUGACGAACGCAGAGUGCUUGCGCAAGGUCACAGAAGAAAAUCUGUCAUACAUGCUUGCCUGUCUCCGGGAAGCCCUCCGCUGCUAUCCGCCAGUAGCAGGCCCACUGCCUCGUGUUGUGCCAAAGGGCGGUGCAAAUGUUGCUGGUUACUUCGUGCCCGAAAAUACCGUUGUAAGCGUCGCACAGUGGCCGAUGAACCACAGCGCCCGCAACUUUAGCGAGCCGUUCAGCUUCAAGCCCGAGCGAUUUCUCGCGCCCGAGAGCUUCCCAGGAGACAUCUUAGAAGCGGUGCAGCCCUUUAGUAUGGGGCCUAGGGAUUGUAUAGGGAAGAAUUUGGCCUACUCCGAGAUGCGGACGAUACUGGCACGCUUACUGUUCAACUUUGAUAUCGAACUGGUGGAUCCCAAGAAAGACUGGUUGGAUCAGAAGGUCUUCUUUCUUUGGACGAAACUCCCACUGAACGUGUAUUUGACACCGACAUCGGCCACAUCCUGGAGCUGGACGAUUCCCAGUCUCGUUGCCCUGGCUGGAGCUAGCCUGGCUGCCUUCUUUGCAUACAACCAAGAUGAGACUGCCAAUCUCAGACAGGACGAUUAUGCAACAAGGACAGAUAUGAUUUUGAGGUCAACACCAUUGAUUGAUGGUCACAAUGACCUCCCUUUCCUGCUCCGGUUGGAGCUUCACAAUCAGAUCUACGACAAUAAGUCUUUUCCCUUCCGUGAUAGCCUAGCCAGUCAUACAGAUCUAGCACGCAUGAAGGAGGGCCGAAUGGGCGGCCAGUUCUGGUCCGUGUUCAUCGAGUGCGAUUCGGAUCUCAAGGACCUGAACGACCCAACUCAUGCUGUCCGAGAUACCCUCGAGCAAAUUGAUGUUGCCCGCCGCUUCAUCUCCGAGACUCCAGAGCUUGAGUUCUGCGGCGUCUCGUCCUGUGUGCAGAAGGCUUUCAAGAAGGGCAAGAUCGCCUCCAUGCUGGGCGCAGAAGGCUUGCACCAGACGGGGUCUUCGAUAGCGGUGAUUCGGCAGCUGUACGACCUCGGCGUCAGAUAUAUCACCCUAACCCACAAUUGCGACAAUCCUUACGCUACCGCUGCGUCGACCGUGACGGCCACGGGGCAGGACGGCGGACUAACUGAGUUUGGCCGGGCCGCCAUCAGGGAGAUGAACCGCUUAGGCUUGAUGGCGGACCUUGCGCAUGUGUCGCACAAAACAAUGCGCGAUGUCCUGGAUAUUACGGAGGCGCCCGUCAUCUUUAGCCACAGCACGUGCUACGAGCUGGCCAAGGUAUACCGCAACGCGCCCGACGAUGUGCUGGCGAGGCUGAAGGAUAACGGGGGCGUUAUUAUGAUCAUGUUUGUUACUUAUUUUCUGAAUCAGGACCAUCCCGAAGCCGCGAAUAUCGAGACGGUGGUCGACCACAUAAUGCAUGUGGUUGAGGUGGCUGGCUGGGACCACGUCGGCAUCGGUGGCGACUUCGACGGCACGACCGAUGUCGCUGAUGGUGUAAACUCUGUGGCCGACUACCCCAAACUCAUCCAAGCUGUGAUGAAAAGGGGUGCCACGGAUGAACAGAUUCGGAAGUUGGUGGGCGAGAACAUCCUGAGGGCCUGGAAGAAGAACGAGGAGGUUUCUGCAAAAAUAUCUGCAGGUAGGAAGCCGGUUGAGGAUGUUUGGGAGGGAAGAACAUGGUUUAGCAACUGGGAAAAGUCCGUGCCUGUGAUGGUACCUGGAAACCCUAACAGGCACCAGUAA